AGAAAUCAAACAAAAGAUGAUUCUUUGAAGAAUAAGUUGACGGCUUUGGCCACCAGUGCUCUCGACAGAGCGGAAGUACUGAAACAGCCGUCUAAAUCAAGUACAACAACAGACUGUGAUCUUAACACUGGAAUCAAUGACCUAAAACUCAGUCCCAAAAGUGUCGUUCCUGUGGGACAAUCAUCGACCGGUAUUACUAGCGGACAGUCAUUAUCGCCGCAACACGUCAUUAGCGGACAGUCGGCCUAUACUCGCGAAGAGAUCCAAGUCUUAAGGACCACAUCACUAAUCAAUGGUCGCGAAUACGUGCCUUUCCUUAAUGUGGACCUUAAGGAGCGUUUCUCAUAUCCGAUGCCGUUCUCCGAUAGGGACGGACUGUUAGUAUUGGCGCCCAAACAGAAAAACCAGUUCCAGAGGUGGGCGCGACUCGAAGAGUUGACCCGCGAACCGGCGGUCAUCGCCGACGCUGUCGACUGUUUCGCUAUUAAACAGACAAUUGUGAGCGACUGUUCGUUUGUGGCCUCACUGGCGGUGUCCGCCCUCUACGAGAAACGCUUUAACAAACGUCUCAUCACAACCAUUAUAUACCCUCAACGCCGAGACGGCCGGCCUGUGUAUAACCCGUGCGGCAAAUAUAUGAUUAAAUUCAAUUUGAAUGGAGUUUCCCGAAAGAUUUUAAUCGACGACAGACUCCCAGUGGACCGAUUCGGGCAACUUUUGUGCUCCUAUUCUAGUAAUCGAAACGAGUUUUGGGUCUCAUUGCUGGAGAAGGCGUACAUGAAAGUGAUGGGCGGCUAUGACUUUCCCGGUAGUAAUUCUAACAUUGAUUUGCAUUCACUGACGGGUUGGAUACCGGAGCGGCUCUCCAUUCACGGCCACGAGUCGGAAAAGGAGCGCACGUUUAAGAUACGUAUUGAUAACAUUCGAGAUUUGCAUUCACUGACGGGUUGGAUACCGGAGCGGCUCUCCAUUCACGGCCACGAGUCGGAAAAGGAGCGCACGUUUAAGAUGUUAUGCGAACGACACGCGAAGGGAGACGUAUUAAUAACAUUCGCGACGGGAGAGCUGAACGAUGCCGAAUGCGAGCGCACAGGUUUGGUGGCCACACACGCCUACGCCCUGCUCGACAUUAAGGCCGUACAGAAUAAACGGCUAUUUUUAUUGAAGAAUCCGUGGAGUCAUUUGCGAUGGAAAGGCAAUUAUUCUGAACGAGAUGUCAAUAACUGGACGCCAUCUCUGAAAGAGGCCCUCCAUUAUGACCCGCAAAGUGCCAGAAAUUUUGAUAAUGGUGUCUUUUGGAUAGACAUUGACUCUUUGUACCAGUUUUACGACGUGGCGUACCUUAACUGGAGUCCCGCUCUCUUUAAAUACACAUAUUGUACUCAUGAUUCGUGGAACGCAGGGGUGGGACCCGUAAAGGACCUGUACUUCAUCGGUGAUAACCCACAGUAUAAUCUGACCCUUAAAAGCGGCGACAGUACUGUUUGGGUUUUGUUGACCCGUCAUAUCACUGAUAAAAGCGAUUUUGCAAAUAAUAACGAAUACAUCGCUCUAUUGGUCUAUAAAAACAAUGGAGAAAAAGUUUAUAUGCCGUUCGAUCCGCCGCCAUAUAUAGACGGCGUCCGUAUUAAUAGUCCGCACUAUUUAUGCAAAAUUACGCCCAAACCUCAGGAGCCGUGCAGUCGGUAUACACUCGCGAUAUCACAGUAUGAGAAGUCGACGACCAUUAACUACACUAUACGUGUCUACUCUACCGGUGCUUUUCAGCUUAAAAAACUACUCAAUCCAUACAAAUAUAAAGAGAUGGAAAAGAACGGCAAAUGGACGGCCGAUACGGCCGGUGGUUGUGCUAACAAUAGGGACACGUAUCACAAGAAUCCUGUCUAUCAAUUCACUAUUACCGGUGCCAACGAUGCG
This is a messenger RNA of Medioppia subpectinata, 1917 nucleotides long. Lineage: Eukaryota; Metazoa; Arthropoda; Arachnida; Sarcoptiformes; Oppiidae. The record is from the annotation of a GenBank genome assembly.